GCAUGGCACCUCUGACCAUCAAGAAGGCCUUCUCUUCAGUCAUAUUCUUAGUUGCAACAGUUUUCUCUACCCUAUAUAUAGCUUCCAGUUCGUCGGAUGAAGUUGAUGCUCUCCUAAGAUGGAAAGCAACCCUCCAUAGCCAAAAUAGUGACCUCCUUUUACCUUCGUGGAUAGAUCUCCAUCACAAUUCUUCUGUUCAGAGAACGGUAUCUCCAUGCAACUGGUAUGGAGUUUCGUGCAAUGCUGAUGGGAGCAUACAGGGUUUGAACCUUUCUUCUUCUGGUUUAAAUGGUACCCUUGAUCAGUUCUCAUUUUCUUCGUUUCCCAAUCUUACAUACUUUGAGCUUAGUUUAAACUACUUUUCUGGUAUCAUCCCACCUGAAGUCCGUUAUAUUUCAAAAGUUGACUAUCUUGAUUUUGCUUUCAAUAAUUUCUCUGGAAUAAUCCCACCCGAAAUCGGACAGUUGAGUUCACUUGUCGCCCUUCACUUGUUCAAUAAUCAGUUUAAUGGUUCAAUUCCAAAAUCAAUAUGCCAGAUGAAGUUCCUUUCAGAGCUUGCUCUGAGCGGCAACCAUCUUUAUGGUUCAAUUCCUACAUGUUUGGGUGAGUUAUCGAAACUGAGUUAUAUUGGUCUCGAUAGGAAUAAUAUGUCUGGUCCCAUUCCUUAUGAACUGGGAAAUCUUUCUGAUCUAAGGCGGCUUUAUAUGUACAACAACUCUCUGACUGGGUCUAUCCCCACGACUUUUGUCAAUCUGAAAAAACUAAUUGUCUUACGUCUAGAUAAUAAUCAGCUGAAUGGAACAAUCCCUAUUGAAAUAGGUAAGUUGGCGUCACUUGAAAGCUUGGAGCUACAAUAUAACCAGCUCAGUGGUCCGAUUCCUCACUCAUUAGGUGAACUGAAAUCCCUUAAUCUUCUUCGUCUCUUCAGUAACCAACUUUCUGGUCCCCUUCCGCACGAGUUAGGAAAUUUGAUAUUCCUUUCUAUUCUGGAAUUGAGCGAAAAUAAACUCAACGGUUCCAUUCCAAAUUCGUUUGGUAACCUACAAAAUUUAAAAAUUUUGAAUCUCCAGAAUAAUCAAUUUUCUGGUCCUAUACCACAAGAGUUAGGGAAACUACAGUUGGUUCAGAUAGAGAUUAGCGAGAACAGCUUUUCUGGCAACUUGCCGGAUAAAAUCUGCAAUGGGGGGAAACUUGAAAGGCUACUUGUUGGUUAUAAUAAUCUGUCUGGUCCAAUUCCUAAAAGCUUGUACAACUGCUCAAGCUUGAUCCGGCUACGUUUUGAUGGUAACCAGCUCACUGGAAAUAUCUCCGAGAGCUUUGGUAUCUAUCCAAACCUUAAUUACAUCAGCCUCAAUGACAACAAGCUUUAUGGGGAACUCUCCAACAACUGGAGUAAGUGCAAAAAUUUAACCAACAUCGAGAUGGGAGGGAAUCGAGUCAGUGGCAAAAUACCUGCUUCUCUUGGAAACACUCCGCAAUUAAUGUCACUUGAUCUUUCUUCCAAUGAUUUAGUAGGAGAGAUACCACAAGAAUUUGGGCGUUUGACUGCCUUGUGGAAACUUGUUUUAAGUAACAACCAACUUUCCGGUGGUAUACCUCCAGAACUAGGAUCAUUUGCUGAACUUUCAUACCUUGAUCUGUCCACCAAUAAGUUGAAUGGGCCCAUUCCCUCUUCCCUCGGGGGUUGCACAAAACUUUUUCACUUAAACUUGAGUAACAACCAAUUUACACAUGAGAUCCCAGCACAAAUAGGUAAAUUGAUUCAGCUGUCAGAUCUAGAUCUGAGUCACAAUUCACUCACCGCAGAGAUACCUUCAGCACUUUCAAGUCUGAGUAGUUUAGAGAAUCUCAAUCUUUCGCACAAUAAACUCUCUGGUAAUAUUCCCAAAAGCUUUGAACAAAUGAAUGGGUUGCGGAGCAUUGAUCUAUCGUACAAUGAGUUGCAAGGUCCCAUUCCCAAUAGCAUAGGCUUUAGGAAUAUAUCGAUAGAAGAAUUACAAGGGAAUAAAGGUUUGUGUGGUAAUGUUACUGGCUUAGAACAAUGUGCAUCAGCAAGUGGGAGCGCCAACCGGAACCACAAACUUGCACUGAUGAUUUCACUUCCUCUUCUUGGAGGGCUUUUACUUGGUGGUCUCAUAGGGAUGCUCAUCUUCUUUAGUCAGAGAAAGAGAAAAUCAUCAACGCAACUAGUAGUCGAGGAAGGGAAACAUCGUGAAGAUUUCUUUUCGAUUUCAGAUUUUGAUGGAAGGGAUACUUAUGACGAAAUCCUGAAGGCAACUGAGGAGUUCAAUGGAGCAUAUUGCAUCGGGAAAGGUGGAUGCGGAAGUGUGUAUAAAGCACAGUUGGCAUCAGGUGAUGUAGUUGCUGUGAAGCGACUCCACUCAUCUUCGGCCAUUGUCAACCACAAUGAUUUUGUGAAUGAGAUAAAAGCAUUGACAAGAAUAAGGCACCGCAACAUUGUGAAACUACAUGGCUACUGUGCACACGCUCAAAACUCGUUUUUGGUUUAUGAGUAUCUUCAAGGGGGUAGUCUAGCUGACAUCUUGAGGAAUGAGGCUGCUCCAACGUUGGAUUGGAUGCAGAGGAUGAACAUUAUCAAAGGUGUUGCUCAUGCUUUGUCGUAUAUGCAUCACGAUUGUUCACCCCCAAUCGUUCACCGAGACAUAUCAAGCAAAAAUAUUUUGCUUGAUUCCGAGUACGAAGCUUGUGUUUCAGAUUUUGGUACGUCCAAGAUUUUGAAUAAAAACUCAUCUAAUCGGAGUAACCUCGCAGGAACUUUUGGAUACAUUGCACCAGAACUUGCGUAUACAAUGAAGGUUACAGAAAAGUGUGAUGUAUAUAGCUUUGGAGUUCUAACAUUGGAAAUCAUCAAAGGGGAGCAUCCAGGCGAUCUUGUUACUUCACUAACAUUUGCAUCGGACAAAAAGACAGACCUCAAAGAUUUGAUGGAUCAUCGUCUUCCGAUUCCCCACCCGGAAAUAAAAAGGGUUCUAACAUCCAUCAUGAUCCUAGCAAUAAGAUGUGUGAAAUCAAACCCCAAAAUGAGGCCAACAAUGUAUGAUGUUUCUCAGCAAAUUGCAAUGGUUCAUUUGUAACAUGUCGUUUAAGAGUGACGACAUUUAGCAUUGUUUUUUCAUAUUUGGUUUCAGUUUAUGGUAUUGUGAUACUACAUUUCAGUUCCUCGAAUUCAGUUACGACAGUGAAUGGUGUUAAAGAUCAUCACUAGCCCAAUAAAACAAAUAUUAUUUAGAAGACUUUAGCUUGUUCUAGAAUGCUCUAGAAGAUUCUAGAACAUUAUGGAAGACUAUGGAAGACUCUGGAAUAUACCGGAAGAGUCUAGAAUACUCUAGAACGACAUGGAAGACCCUGGAAGGAUAUGGAUCAUUCUAGAAGACACUGGAGCAACCUAGACCUCUCCAGAACAUGGUAGAACGUUUAGAAACAUAUGGAAGCAUGUAGAGUAUGUUAGAUAGUUCUAGAGUUAUCUAGUAUGUAGUAAGUGUAUGCUAGUAUCUAGAACCUUCCUAAGAGGCCUAUAAAUAGGUAUGGAGCUCAUUUGCUCCAAACCAUCCAAGAAAGCCUCAAAGAAAGCAAAGUGUGUAGUAGUCUCACAAAGUGUAAGUUCUCCUUAAGUGUCUUAAUAAAAGU
Lactuca sativa (garden lettuce) is the source of this 3648-nucleotide messenger RNA. RefSeq lists its product as uncharacterized. The record is from RefSeq and is a predicted model, not a curated record. Gene Ontology annotation, biological process: protein phosphorylation. Lineage: Eukaryota; Viridiplantae; Streptophyta; Magnoliopsida; Asterales; Asteraceae. Gene Ontology annotation, molecular function: protein kinase activity; ATP binding; protein binding.